Acanthocheilonema viteae is the source of this 1161-nucleotide messenger RNA. NCBI's taxonomy places the organism in Eukaryota, Metazoa, Nematoda, Chromadorea, Rhabditida, Onchocercidae. The record is from the annotation of a GenBank genome assembly.
AUGCUGGGUUUAAGAAGAUGGAUAUCGGUUGAGUCAGGCGCAUCCUUACCAAACAAGUCAAUUGGCGGCAUGAUAAAAAGUCGUGAAAUGGGAAAACGUAAAAAACAGCACGGUGAUUAUGCAAUGAUCGCGUCAAACAAAAACGCUGCUUUCACCAUGGCUGAAAAAGCUAAUCUUGCCAAUAGAUUUUUCCCAAAUCGAGAUGAGAUAAUAUCAGUAAGUCAUUGUACGUUGUUGCGCUGUAUGCAUUUGAAAUUCGAUCGAUUGGUCUCUUUAAGUCAAGAUAACAUUUUAACCUUUCAUAUGCGGAAAAGUCCACAGCAUUAUGAAUUAUUGAAUAGAAGUGACCUUCCAAGCGCUAAUUGUAAUGUUGUUGAUAUCACUCGUAGUUCAAUGGGUGAACAUCUUGCUUAUACGACGCUUGACGCAAACGUUUACUGCUUUCAUAUUGAUCGAAUUCGACAAGCAGCACGUUGGAAUUUAUUUCAUACAUUACAACCAAUAGCUGCUUUACGAUGGAAUGUGUGUUCAUCCUUAUGCUUCAACAUGGAUGACAACUACCUUUUAGUUGUUGAAUCGGGCGGUCGUUUUCAAGCUCAUCAAAGGGAUAUUACGGCAAUUAGUUGCUCCAAAGUUAAUCCUAACAUUUUUUACACUGGAAGUUCCGAUGGUUUCUGGAAGGUAUGGGAUAGUCGUUCAAACAGCAAUCGCAUCCCUGUUCUAAUGACUGCUACUCGCUCAUCAUCUAAUGUUGCUAAUAUUGAUAGUGAUAGUCAAGAUAAGUAUGUUGUUACAUCCUCUACUUGCGGUAGCAGAAUUGAUGCUUGGGAUUUACGAUUUUUCGAAAAUCAGCCAUUUAAUAUCUAUCGACAAGAGGAUGAAGUAACAACACAUUUUGGCAGAGAAAUAGAAAGUAAUGACAAAUCGGAAUUUUUAUGGCGAGCCAGAUUCUCACCGCAGAUUAGUGGACACCGUUAUGUAUAUGCUAAUAGUUCACGUGGAUAUAUUUGCAUCUUUGAUAUUACCGCCGGUAAGAUGGAAAAACUUCACAAACAAGGGUCUUUAUUAUGCGAUUCUACUUGGCACCCAGAUAACUUCGAAAUAGCUUGCGGAACAUUGUCUGGUGCGAUAGUUGCAUAUUAUCGUGGUGAAGAAGAAUAA